Molecule: messenger RNA, 6388 nt
Organism: Phymastichus coffea
Lineage: Eukaryota; Metazoa; Arthropoda; Insecta; Hymenoptera; Eulophidae
Product: protein croquemort-like
Exons: 10
Coding region: 80-1786 (568 amino acids)
Cellular component (GO): cytoplasm; membrane
Molecular function (GO): scavenger receptor activity
Source: RefSeq, a predicted model, not a curated record
GCACGCCUCGACACGUGCACGUGUUGCGCCCGCGCGCGCUCUCCGAAAACACAUCGCCUCGCCGCGCCAUCGAACAAGGAUGCAGCAACAGAGCAACUGCGUCGAGCUGGCUACUCUUGAGCAUCCGGCCAACGGCCACGAACGCAACGACCUCGUAGAUUACCCGAAGCAUAUUGAAACAAAUAUUACGCCUGGAAAACAAACUGAGCAUCCAAAGGAGUACAUAGACUCUAUUAAAUCCGUGGAAUCAAAAGCCCAGAACGAUUUCCAAUCAGGAUCAACAAGUAACGAAAAGCAAUUACCAAGUGAAAAAAUGGUGAAAAUUAAGAAAAAAGUAGGCAUUAUGCUAAUAGUGUCUUUCUUCUGUUUGGCAUUUGGAGUUACCUGUGCAGUUCUUUGGCCUUCGAUAUUUCGUGAUAUUAUUCAUAAGCAAUUUACUUUAUCACCUGAAUCAAUCAAUUAUAAAAUGUGGAAUGCAACUCCAGUGCCAAUGUAUUUGAAUAUUUAUCUUUACAAUUGGACAAAUCAUGAUAAACUGUAUGAAACGCCACACUUUGAGCAAUUAGGACCCUACGUAUUUAGGGAAAUAGAUUAUAAAGUGGUCAAAGCAUGGAAUGAAAAUGGUACUGUCACGUUUCAACAGAGAAAAAAUUGGCAUUUUGAACCAACAAUGUCCACUGGAUCACUAAGCGACCAAGUAACAAACAUGAAUCCUAUUACCAUUACAAUGGCAUAUACACUUAGGAAUGCAGAAGAUCAUCUUAAAAAGCUAAUAAAUUUGAUAUUAAAGGAAGUUGAAGGUAUAACUUUAACUGCAUCAGUAAAAACAAUUUUGUUUGAUGGUUAUGAAGACAAAUUACUCAAAUAUGCUGUUAAGUAUAAGUUAACAACUAUACCUUAUGAAAAGUUUGCAUGGUUUUAUGCGCGUAAUGAUUCUAAGACAUAUGAUGGAACUUUCAACAUGUUAACAGGAUCAAAAAAUAUAAAUGAAUUAGGAAUGAUUAAAGAGUGGCAAUUUAAUAACCGUUCUACUUAUCAUCCAAAAAGUUGCGGGCCAAUAAAAGGUACAAAUGGAGAUUUGUGGCCUCCACUACCUGAUAAUAAAACUGUUUCAGUAUUUUCUCCUGACGUUUGCACAACUUUAACUUUAAAAGCAGAUGGUACAAAUGAGUGGUUAGGUCUUACUGGAAAUAAAUAUAUAUCAGAUGCAGAAAUGUUUGAUAAUGGUGAUAAAGUACCAUCUAGAAAAUGUUACUGCGAAGAUAGUCAAUGCCAACCUAGUGGUACAUUGAAUGUAUCACUUUGCAAAUGGGGGGCACCAGCAUUUGUCAGUCUACCCCAUUUUUAUCUAGCUGAUAAAAGUUAUCUACAAAAUAUAAGUGGAAUGAAUCCGCAGAAAGAAAAACAUGAGUUCAGAUUAAUUGUACAACCAGAUACUGGUGUCCCACUACAAGUACGAGCUGCUUUACAAGUUAAUUUUUUGGUAGAACCAGAAUAUGGUUUCAAACUCUUUAAAGAUCUUCCAAAAAUGUAUGUUCCUAUGUUGUGGUUUACACAAGAGGUUAAUUUAACAUCUGAAUAUGCUAGUCAAGUUAAAUUGCUUCUUGUACUUCCUCCUCUUGGAAGUGGAGUCAGCAUUUCUGUAGCAAUAUUAGGGAUACUUUUAAUAGUUAUAUCUGCCUUUUUAUUCUUUCGGCAAAAGAAAGAAGAUGACCAAAAACAUCUUUUAUCAAAAAAUUCUAGCAAAGAUAAAGACCUUGAUGCAGCUGUAAAUAAUGAAGAAUAGAUAUAAUAAUGAAUAGAUAAUAGUGAAAAGCACCUUAUAAGUUUCUCAUAUUAGAUAUUAAUGGAAUUAUAAAUGAAAGUGUGAGAGUAUAAGCUUAAAGUAUCUGCUCACAUUUGAAAGAUUUUGUAAAUUUAUAAAGUGCCUCGUAACUCUUCAAAAUGUUUGAAGUAAGUUUUUUUACUCUUAAUUUUGGUGCAUAAACUCAACUACAUACUUAUCACUGAAAAUGCUUAUCUGGCUUUGUGCACAAGAAAUAAUAAUUUGUUCUCCACAUCGGUGUAGUCUUUGAAAUAAGUUUUUAAAGAUUUCUACAAUUAUUCAUUAUUAAAAGUACUGACUAAUGAAUUUAAAAAUUUCACAUUAAAAAUAUAAAUCUCGUUAAAAUAAUAUGUCUAUUAAAGUAAAUAUAAUAUUGCGGCAUGCUAAUUUAAUCAAUGGCUUAUUUCUGCAUCAAUCGUAUUUUUGUUGAUAUAUUUUAAAAAAGUUCAAUUAUAUAUAUUAGAAAAUUUAUUCGAUAAUAUUACAUUUAUCGUGAAACAAUAUUGUUAUGACAAAAUUUGUCGGACUGUGCAAAAUAAAUUAAUAUUUUGCGUUCGGAUUUUUGACCCUUUAUAGUAUGUUAUUUAAAAAACUAUUAUCAAUUGCUUCUCAAAUUUCAUUGGAAAAUUUUAGAAGAAAUAUUUAACAAUGGUAAAUUCGUUAUAAUCGAAAGUUAAAAGGCAUUCUACUCAGCGUGUAUGAACUUACAAAUAGUUUUUAUCUAUUCUGUAAAUAAAAUGUAAAUUUUUAGUAGUUAUUGUAUAGCCAAAAAAAUAAGGUAUUACCAAAACUUCUCAAUCAAAUGUUUAGAUGAGUGUGAUUAAUGCACCUAUAGUUAUCUUAUUGAAAAAAGUAAAGAAUAAUUAUCGUUGAACUUUUCGUAGCUUUAUAUCACGCUCGUUCAGUUUAAACAGAAAUUGGAUGUUAUUUUUAGGUAAAAGGUUUUGGUAUUGCAAUUGUACAUAUAUGUAAAUAAUAUCAAACCUUCAACUUAUUUUUUAAGAAAAUUAAAGACCUUCCAUUUCUAUAUCUAGCUUCCAAUAUCUUAUAAAUCUCGAAUAUGCAUUACAAUGCCGAGAAAGCGAUUUAUAUCGGUAGAUUAAUGUAAUGAAAAUACCAUCGAUCAAUUUUAUUCACUGCAGCAAUUUCUUUUAAAAUUAACUUGAUAACAAAAAAUAUCACAAAAUUAAAAAGGCUAAAUAUUGGAAACAAAAAGCCAAUUAUACUUUAGAAAUUCAUUGUCAGAAAUCUUUAUGAAAAAAACUAUUGCACCAUAUUAGAGCCGAAAUUGAUUCACAGUACAUACUUUUAUCGCACUGAUCUAGUAAUUUAUAUUUUUCUUGGCAUUGCGGUUCUUAUUCCUGAUUAAACUUUGUAGUAAAGAUUACCCAACCCAUUACUUAUACAUAUGUCAUAGGCAAUUGAUAUAUUGCCGAAAAAUGACAGAGUAAAUCAUUACAAUCACCGUACUUCCAUCUACCAAGCAUGAUUCAGACUGUCAGUCGAAUGCCGGGAGUUGAAAAGCUAAUCAUUUUAAAUCGUGCAAUCAGUUCAUUUUCCAAGGAAUUGUAAUAAGUUAUAAAUAUGUGUAUUAUUAAUUAUAAUGACUAUUUAUUAUUAUUUAUCGGGUUAAUAUUCGAUAACAUCUCCAGUCACAAUUAAUUUGUGCAAUGUCAUGAAUAAUAAUUUAAAUAUUAGUGGGUUCUUUCGAAGUACACGUCAAAUCUACAAUAGUUAGUUUUCCAAUAAUCAAAACGAAUCAAAAUUAUUAUUUCCACUAGCAAUUAAUAGGGACGGUCAUUCUUAGAAUUUAUUGACAUUUGAAAAUUAAUUGGGUGCACUUACCACUAUGCUACCGGGGAUUCUCAGAAUUUAUUUAAUCACUGAUAUUAUUAUUCAACAUUUUGCUGAUCUCUUUAUCAGCCUCCUCAGGAUAAGUCUACAUUCAAAAAAUUACGUUACAAAUUGUUAAUAGCGAUGUACUACCUUGUCAUAUAUUGGUCUCUCGUUUUUUUGCACAUAAAUCGGAGAAUGACCUUCCGUAUCGAUCACUAGUGUUAUGAUUAUUAUAUGAUGAAGGGUGACAAAAAUUUUUAUUUUGUUUAAAUGAAUUAUAUUCUGAUACUUGUUUGUAAGUUUUAUUCAGACUAACUGCUUGAUUUAAAAUAAUCGGUCUUUCUAUUGUCGACAAUCGUCCGACUGAACAAAACAAAGUAGAUGAAAGAACCAAGGGUCAUUUCAAUGGUGCAUCCUUCAAUUUUCCAAUAGUAUACCGGCUUCUACCAAAAGCCUAUAAUAUAUAUUUAUAGACAUAUAUGAACCAACUGUAAUGCUAACAUUUAUUUUAUUGCUUAAUAAAAUUAACAAGAAAAGGUCCCCACGUGUACCUCACCGAUUUUUAUUAUGUUGUAAUAUUCAAGAUAAUAUUCAAUAUUAAGAUUCACCCCUAAAGUUAACUGCUCAAAACAGUCUUUUUAAUAUCUCAAAAACUACUUAGACUUUUUGAAUGAAAUCAAAGUCGAAAUAUUCCGUAUAAAAUUACGCCACUGUAGACACAACUUUGGUACCAAAGGAUUAUAACUCCUUUUUUUCCAGGGGUAAAUAUAAAUUUUUUCUUUUCUUUACACGAAAUUUAUAAAAUUAGCUAGUUUAAUCUAAAAAAAGACAAAAUGGAAAUACAAAUAUCUGGUCCUGUGAUACGCAUAUAGGACCUUCAGGUAGCUAGCAACACGAUUAUGCGUAUUGCUGGGCCUCAGCGUUAAAAGAUUCGAAUUAGGUUUUCUAAUAUAUAUUUGCAUGUUACGAGGCCUCGGAAAAGUAAAUACUUACUCAAAUAACUUGAAAAAGAAAUUUAUCAAUGCGACGUCCUUCGGUUACAGGUCCUUGAAGUACCACUCAUCGCGGCCCAAUAAAACAAAAAUUUUCUUGCGCCCUCUUUUACGCAAGUCUGAUCUGACGUGGUUACAAUAUGCUUGUUUAAAGGGAAGAUAUUCCGCGUGCGGUUCAUGAAAUUCCCUAAUUUUUUUUUCAGAAAUUUUACACAUCGGAAUUCCGACGGGCUAUCCCCAAUCGACGAUCACUCUUGUGCCUGUAAAAGUGGAAGUAUUUUUAGCGUGGUCCUGCAAAACGUAUUUACAUGUUACGAGACCUGGGAAGAUUGAAUUUCAAUCUUUCCUGGCCUCGCAUCAUGCAUAAUAUCAGAAAUAUAAAAAAUUAAAGUUGACAUGUUUCGGGGUUUUUGAAGGAAAAAUGUUCCUAGAGUUAUUUUGCCUCUAAUCAUUUUUUUCAUUAAUAUUUUAGGAAAUAAAAAUACCCAAACCUUAAAUAGCUUUCAAGAUCUUAUUUUCCAAGAAAAUGGUUCAGUCAAAAGUCGUAGGAUUUCAUUCAAGAAUCUUAAAAGAUUUACAAAGAUUUACAAAGAAAAGGUUUACUGAAAUAAAUUGCGAUUGUGCAACAAUUUAUGUGCUUUUGUUUUUUCUUUUUCUUUUUUUACAUUGUUUUGUUGUAUUUAUUAUGUACUACCACCUUGUGUGUGUGUAUGUACCUCUAUAAGUUUUACUGUCUAGAAAAAAUAUCGUGAAAUAAUAAAUAAUAAAAAAUAACCCUCCAAAAUGACAUUGGGGUCAAGUCAAAAUCAUCAAGAAAUUCCUUAAAUAAAAUUCUACAACUUUUGUAUGAAAUAUUUUCUCAAAAAAUACGAUCUUAAAAAGUUAUCCAAAGGUAUUUAUUUCUAUGAUACUAAAGAAAGUUUUUAUUUCUAUAAUGCUGAAAUAAAAAAAUAAUUUUAGAGAUAAUUAAAGCCUAGGAAAAUUUUGUCUUCAAUAAACCCGAAAUAUAUCAUCUUCAACUUUUUAUAUUUCUAAUAACAAUUGUAUUUUUAGACUAAAUUAACUGAUUUCAUAAAUUUUGUAUGAAAAGUAAAGAAAAAAAAUUGAUAUUUACCCCUGAAAAAAUAAGAGUUUCAACCCUUUGGUACAAAAGUUAUGUCUACAGAAGCAUAUUUUUACAUGGAAUGACGGUUUCAUUCAAAAAUUCCAAGUAGUUUUUGUGAUAUUAAAAAAAUUGUUUUAGGGUGAACUUUAGAGAUAAUUGACAUCCCUUAAAUCAGAGAAUUAUCACUUAAAAAAAAUACAUGUGAAAUUUUCUUAAGUAUUACAAUAUGUUACAAAAUGAUCAAUAUCGACGAGGUACACUUAGGGACCCUUCCAUAAAUAUUUGAUAUAAAAGUUAGAACUAUGAAUGAUUCCAUAAACUAUUACAAUUUUAUACAUUUGUAAAUUAUUAAAAAAAAAAUUUGGUUUUAAGUUUUAGUUGCGACUUAAUUGUUACAGCUAUUACGUAUAUUUCAUUUCUUACUUUGCCGUAGACAAUAAAUUUAAGUGACGUGGCAUAAAAUUGACUUACGGUAGAAUAGAAGAUAUAAAUUUAAAUGCUGCAAAGGUUUUCCAUAUGUAUAAAGCUUACGUUUACAAGAUUUAUUAUACUUAUGUUCUGCAACUGUUUCUUGUGAAGCGAUGCACUUUUUUAUACAAUAUUAAUCUUGUUGAGAAUAAAAGGAUUUAA